GCGGCGGGCCGGUCCGCGGGGCUGCGGGUGGCGUCCUCCUGCAGGCGCCGGAGUGGGGCUGGAGGCGGGGCCGGGGCGCGGCGCGGGGCCGCCUGCUCGGCGCUGCUCGGCGCUGCUCGGCGCUGCUUGGCGCUCUGCGCCCACAGGAUUAUGGCAGGAAAAGUGAAAUGGGUCACUGAUAUCGAGAAGUCAGUGCUGAUAAAUAACUUUGAAAAGAGAGGAUGGAUCCAAGUGACGGAAAAUGAAGAUUGGAACUUUUACUGGAUGAGUGUGCAAACCAUCCGAAACGUUUUUAGUGUCGAGACUGGCUAUCGGCUCUCAGACGAUCAAAUAGUCAACCAUUUUCCAAACCACUACGAACUGACCCGGAAGGACCUGAUGGUGAAGAAUAUUAAAAGAUACAGGAAGGAGCUGGAGAAGGAGGGGAGUCCUCUAGCAGAAAAAGACGAAAAUGGGAAAUACCUCUAUCUGGACUUUGUUCCGGUCACCUACAUGCUGCCCGCUGACUACAACCUGUUCGUGGAGGAGUUCAGGAAGAGCCCCUCCAGCACCUGGAUCAUGAAACCUUGUGGCAAAGCCCAGGGGAAGGGCAUCUUUCUGAUCAACAAGCUCUCACAGAUCAAAAAGUGGUCCCGGGACAGCAAGACUUCUUCGUUUGUGACGCAGUCUACUAAGGAAGCCUACGUGAUCUCUCUCUACAUUAACAACCCGCUGCUCAUUGGCGGGAGGAAGUUUGACCUGCGCUUGUAUGUUCUGGUGUCUACGUACCGCCCGCUGCGCUGUUACAUGUAUAAGCUCGGAUUUUGCCGCUUCUGCACCGUGAAGUACAGCCCGAGCACCAGUGAGCUGGACAACAUGUUCGUUCACCUUACCAACGUCGCUAUUCAGAAACAUGGGGAAGACUACAACCACAUCCACGGGGGCAAGUGGACCGUGAGCAACCUGCGGCUCUACCUGGAGAGCACCCGAGGCAAGGAGGUGACCAGCAAGCUGUUCGACGAGAUCCACUGGAUCAUCGUGCAGUCGCUGAAGGCCGUGGCGCCGGUGAUGAACAAUGACAAACACUGCUUCGAGUGCUAUGGGUAUGACAUCAUCAUCGACGACAAGCUGAAGCCCUGGCUGAUUGAGGUGAAUGCGUCCCCGUCGCUCACCUCCAGCACUGCCAACGACCGAAUCCUUAAGUAUAACCUGAUCAACGACACCCUCAAUAUUGCGGUCCCUAAUGGCGAGAUUCCAGACUGUAAAUGGAACAAGUCACCCCCGAAGGAAGUCCUCGGCAAUUAUGAAAUUCUCUAUGAUGAAGAGCUGGCGCAGGGUGAUGGGGCUGACCGAGAGCUGAGAAGUCGCCAGGGCCAAUCUCUGGGGCCCAAAGGGGGCCGAUCGCGAGACUUGGGGAGAACCGUCCUCACAACCUGGAAGUGAGCACCCGUAGGUGCAAAAGACUGCAGCCUGGACCCUGCCAGAUACUCAGUGCACCUGGGCCUAUUUUGAAAUUUCCUUUUUUUAGGGCUUUUUUCCCCUUUCCUAAGCCCUGUAAAUAAAUAAAGGCAUUUCUUUGGAAGGU
This is a messenger RNA of Odobenus rosmarus divergens (Pacific walrus), 1564 nucleotides long. RefSeq names its product tubulin tyrosine ligase-like family, member 1 (gene TTLL1). Gene Ontology annotation, cellular component: cilium. Gene Ontology annotation, biological process: protein polyglutamylation; microtubule cytoskeleton organization. The record is from RefSeq and is a predicted model, not a curated record. The coding region runs from base 151 to 1422 and encodes 423 amino acids. NCBI's taxonomy places the organism in Eukaryota, Metazoa, Chordata, Mammalia, Carnivora, Odobenidae. The transcript is spliced from 10 exons. Gene Ontology annotation, molecular function: tubulin-glutamic acid ligase activity; tubulin binding.